Molecule: messenger RNA, 3822 nt
Organism: Kazachstania africana CBS 2517
Lineage: Eukaryota; Fungi; Ascomycota; Saccharomycetes; Saccharomycetales; Saccharomycetaceae
Exons: 1
Coding region: 1-3822 (1273 amino acids)
Cellular component (GO): membrane
Molecular function (GO): ATP binding; ATP hydrolysis activity; ABC-type transporter activity
Source: RefSeq, a predicted model, not a curated record
AUGUCCACAAAACUGGUGGAAAACCAUCUGGCGUUUUCAAAGAUUCCAAGAAUAAGUUUAAAUGUACGAAAUUUAUCCAUUUCAGCUUCGAAAAGUGGCAAGCAAUUGAUUGAUUCUUUCUCUAUAGACCUUCAUAGCGGGUCUGUUAUGGCCGUUAUGGGUGGUUCAGGUUCCGGUAAAACCACCCUGCUCAACGUUCUAGCCUCAAAGAUUAGUGGUGGUUUGACUGUCGAAGGUGACAUCAAAUAUGUGCUUGAAGAGAAUAAUGGUAUGAUGGAUGACGAUGAUAGCUCUAUAGAGGAGCAUGUUAAGAUGGCGUAUCUUCCACAACAAGACAUUUUACCAGCGAGAUUAACAUGCAGAGAGACUUUAAUGUGUGCAGCUGAUUUAAAAUUGAAUAAAUCAAAACAAGAAAAGAUAAAUAUCGUCAAUCAAUUAAUCGAUGAAUUGGGGCUCAAGGACUGUGCUGACACAUUAGUUGGUGACAGUAAACAUAAGGGUCUUUCUGGAGGUGAAAAAAGGAGACUGAGUAUUGGUACCCAGAUGGUAUCAAAUCCAUCCAUCAUGUUUUUAGAUGAGCCAACAACAGGUUUGGAUUCUUACUCUGCAUACUUGGUAAUUAAGACUAUUAAAAAACUGGCCAAGGAUGACGGUAGAAUUUUUAUCAUGUCCAUACAUCAACCUAGAUCUGAUAUCCUGUUUCUUCUUGAUCAUGUCACUCUAUUGUCUCGAGGCCAAGUUGCUUAUUCUGACGUGAUGAAAAAUACAAUCCCAUAUUUUGAAUCUCUCGGUUACGCUGUACCACCAUUAGUUAAUCCAGCAGACUAUUUUGUAGAUCUUUCUAGUGUGGAUACUCGUUCAGAUAGUGCACAGGAAGUGACUCAGGCGCGUCUUGAUUCAUUGGUGAAUCAUUGGAAAAAUUAUGAAACUAAUUUCCUGGAAUAUAGGGACAUAUCAGGAUUGGAAGCCAUCGAAGUCCAAAGCAUGAAUACAAUGUUACCCUUUUUAAAACAAGUAUCCGUUCUCACAAAAAGAAACUUUAUGUUAAAUUCGAGAGAUUAUGUCACACUAGCUUCCACUUUUUUUGAACCCUUGAUUAUUGGCUCUGUGGUUGGUUGGAUUUACUUCAAACCAGAUAAAACUUCUUUAAGUGGUCUCAGGACAACUUCCUCAUGUUUAUAUUCUGUUGUCAUCCUUCAGUGUUACUUAUAUUUAUUAUUCGAUACCUACCGUCUUUGUGAGCAAGACAUUCAGCUAUUUGACCGUGAACGUGCAGAAGGCUCAGUUUCUGCUCUUGCUUUUGCUACAGCAAGAAAGCUUUCUCUAUUUUUAACUGAUGACGUUAUAAUGGUGUUCCUUUUCACUGUAACAACCUACUUCAUGUUUGGUCUUGAAGCCAAUGCAAGAAAGUUCUUCAUUCAAUUUGCUGUUGUAUUUUUUACCCAAUUAUCUUGUUCAGGUCUUUCUAUGAUUUCCGUUGGCAUAUCAAGAGAUUAUUCAAAAGCUUCACUAGUUGGUAACCUUACUUUUACUGUGCUAUCUAUGGGAUGUGGUUUUUUCGUAAAUGCCAAAUAUAUGCCAGUCUAUGUCCGCUGGACAAAAUAUAUUGCAUUCACAUGGUAUGGCUUUGGGACUCUUUUAUCCUCAACAUUUACAGAUUCUUAUUGUAAUGGUGCCACAGACCUUUCUGAAUGUUUGGGUAAUCAAAUCGUUAGCAAUUUUGGUUUUCCCAAACACUGGAUUAAAGUACCAUUGGUGAUAUUGUUCUGUUGGUCAAUUGGUUAUUGGGCAGUAGCAUUGAUUGUAUUACAUAUACAUAAGGUCGAUAUCACUUUACAAAGUGAAGUUAAAUCAAAAACAGCAAAGAGCAAAAAAUCAAAGAACGAACAGAAAAAUCCCUUUACUGCAGAGAUUCUGAAUCAGAGUGAUAAAGAUAUGGAGUCGAGUACUUCAAGCCCUUAUGAAAUAAAUGUGGACCUCCAAAAUAUCAACUUAAAGGUAAAUUAUUUACAUUUAUCCAAUAGUUUGUUCGGAGAUGGAAUUUUAAUAAGGGAACAGAAGCAAAUAUUACAAUGUGUUAGUGCAAGUUUCAAACCAGGUAUGAUCAAUGCUAUUAUGGGUCCAUCAGGUUCGGGUAAGUCUACACUGCUUAACAUAAUUUCAGGAAGAGUAAAAUCAUCAAUUUUUGCCAAAUUUGAUAAGUCCGGCUCGAUCAUGUUCAAUGGUAAUGAAGUUUCAGAGCAUAUGUUUAAGAAUGUUUGCUCAUACGUUUCUCAAGAUGAUGAUCAUUUGUUAUCUAAAUUGACUGUCAAAGAGACUUUUAAAUUUGCUGCAGAUUUAAGACUACAUAAUAUGACAUAUGAGCAGAGAUCUACAAAAACGGACGAGUUGAUCCGUGCCCUAGGUUUAAAGCACUGUGAAAAUAACAUUAUUGGUGAUGAGUUCGUCAAGGGGAUUAGUGGUGGUGAAAAACGUAGGGUUACCAUGGGUAUUCAACUACAAAAUGAUCCUCCUAUUAUCUUAUUGGAUGAACCAACUUCUGGUUUGGACAGUUUUACCUCAUCUACUAUUCUUGAAAUCUUGAAAAAAUUGGCUGUUAACUAUGGUAAAACAAUUAUUUUGACUAUUCAUCAGCCAAGAGCUGAACUAUUCAAACAGUUCGGGAACGUUUUAUUGUUGGCCAAGUCCGGUAGAACUGCAUUCAAUGGUUCUCCUAAUGAAAUGAUACAAUACUUCGAAGAUUUGGGAUUUGAAUGUCCAGCAUUCACAAACGUGGCAGACUUCUUCUUGGAUCUAAUUUCAAUUAAUACUCAAAAUAUUGAGAAUGAGAUGAAAUCUAGAGAACGAGUUGAGAUGAUUUUGGAAAAUUGGAAGAUUCAAUCUAACUCGAGUUUAUUAAGCUCGACAUUCGAUGAGAAAGAACCAAUUUCACAGGAAACCUUUAUUUUGGAGUAUGGUGAUUGCAUUAGACAACCUUGUAACUCAGGUUUAGCAUACUAUGUCAAUGUUAGAAGACAGUUGGUGACAACUAGAAGAAAUAUUGAUUCAUUACUGGCAAGAAUUGCUCAAGUUCCUGGAUUAGGUAUAAUUUUUGCGUUGUACUUUGCACCAUUGAAACACAACUAUGCAAGUGUUGCUAAUAGAUUGGGUUUAGUACAAGAAUCUACAGCACUAUAUUUUUGUGGCAUGUUAGUCAACUUGGCAUGUUAUCCAAGGGAGAGAGAUUAUUUCUACAAAGAACAUGAAGAUGGUGUAUACGGUGUCGGCCCAUUCAUUUUGGCCUACAUGACUCUAGAACUUCCAUUAUCUGCAGUUGGUGCCAUUAUAUACGCUGUAUUCACAGUUAUGGCGUGUGGUUUGCCGAGAACUCCCGGUAACUUUUUUGCUAACGUUUAUUGCUCCUUUUUGAUUACUGCCUGUGGAGAAGCACUCGGCAUAAUGACCAACACUUUCUUCGAAAGGCCCGGUUUUGUGGUGAAUUGUAUGUCUAUGUUACUUUCCAUUGGUUCGCAAAUGUCUGGAUUGAUGUCUCUGACCAUGCCGCGUGUUCUCAGAGGGAUCAACUACAUCAACCCUCUUAAAUAUACCUCGAUGGUUAUUAUUAAUCUUGCCUUCCCGGAAGACUUGAAAUUUACGUGUGAAGAUGGUGGACAGAAUCCAGAUGGAACAUGUGAGUUCUCUACUGGUAGGGAUGUGCUGGACAUAUAUGGCCUACACACGAACAUCAAUAAGUAUUUAGGUAUUGCCGUUUGUGUCGCUUUCAUCUAUCGUGGAGUUGCAUUCAUUGUCCUAAAGGCGAAGCUGGAAUGGCUGAAAUGGUGA